This is a messenger RNA of Rotaria socialis, 1602 nucleotides long. Lineage: Eukaryota; Metazoa; Rotifera; Eurotatoria; Philodinida; Philodinidae. The record is from the annotation of a GenBank genome assembly.
AUGCGUUGUUCUAUUAUCUUUUUUCUUCUAAUAUUAGUAACUUUGUUUGAAGUCGUGAAUGGAUUCAUGAACUUGCAUGAGUAUAAUUUUACAGUCGCCUAUGCUGGCAAUUCAACGUCUGUUUUAUUGAUUAAUAAUCAAUUUCCAGGGCCAACAAUUAGAGCUAAUCUUAACGAUACCAUAAUUGUUCAUGUUCAUAAUGCUCUUCACACAAUGGAAGAAGUUACUAUUCAUUUUCAUGGGAUUCUUCAGCAGCAAACCCCGCAAAUGGAUGGCGUCGGAUUUGUUACACAAAUGCCAAUUCCCAAUGGACGAACAUUUACACAUGCUUUUCGUGCAAAUCCAGCUGGUACACAUAUGUAUCAUUCACAUGCAGGGUUACAGGCUGUGACAGUAUUUGGUACAAUAAUCAUUGAUGAUCCAUUACGACGAUGGGAAGCAGCAGAAAUACCAUCAGGCCCAAUUAUGUUUUCUGAUCACUGGGAAGGAGUUGAUCGUCUUGAACAAGAAGCUGGUUUACUUGAGUCACCAUUUAAAUGGGAAGGAGAACCAUCCAAUUUGUAUAUGAAUGGUCAACGAAAUUUUUUGUUGACGCUAGAUCCAGGAGAGAUUUAUUUGCUACGAUUAAUUGGUGCUACAAGUUUGUCUACGAUUGUAUUUGGCAUAACGGAACAUCCGAUGACUGUUGUCGAGGUCGACGGAAAACUAGUGAUACCAAAACCUAAUAUAACAUCAAUCGAAAUUGCUUCUGGACAAAGAUAUGCGGUACUGAUCGAGACAAAAAGUCAAUAUAGCGGUGUUUUUGCUAUGCAAGCAGCUAUUCGAUGGCGAGUAGCAGCAGCUAACUCGAGUUGUAUUGGAAUCUUACGAUAUGGCGUACAAUCUUCACUUUCUACGAAUUUAACAUCAUUGGAACUUCCAUCAUUAUUUAAUGAGACUGAAUUAUUCUUAUUUGCAUUUCGUGAGCGAUAUCAAACAUUACUUAAAUCAGAAAGAAUGCCGCCAGGCCAUGAAGGUCGUGCUGAUACUGAAUUCAUUUUACAUACUGGUCAAGAAUAUACACCCGAUGGAAAAGGUAUUCGUUGGUUAACCAACAAUGCAACAUUCGAUAUGCUUCGUUUAAAAAAUCUUACUACAUCUCUUCUGAUGGAUUUGUAUCAUGGAAAUGAACAAAAUCUCCCACAUGACGUUGUUUAUACUUUAGAACAUGAUCAAUUAGUUGAUAUUGUGGUUCAAAAUACGGUUGCACUCAAUGGCAUAUGUGAAUCACAUCCAAUGCAUAUGCAUGGACAUAAAUUUUGGAUACAUUCGUAUGGAACUGGUAUGUACAAUGCUGUACAUAAUAUCUGGCCUGAUAGACACGACCCAGUACUACGUGAUUCGUUAAUGAUUUAUGCCAGCUCUUAUGCUUAUUAUUCACCGAAUCGAAAUGUUUCCAAUCAUCGGAUGCCAUGCGGAUGGACAAAAUUACGCAUGAUCGCGAAUAAUCCAGGUUUGUGGAUGUUUCAUUGUCAUAUUGGUGCACAUUCAUUUAUGGGUAUGAACGUUCUUCUCAAAGAAGACAUCGAAAAUUUAUCAAUGAUUUAUUUAAAACAAAAUUAA